Diospyros lotus (date-plum) is the source of this 2321-nucleotide messenger RNA. RefSeq names its product calmodulin-binding protein 60 E-like. Gene Ontology annotation, biological process: regulation of salicylic acid biosynthetic process. Lineage: Eukaryota; Viridiplantae; Streptophyta; Magnoliopsida; Ericales; Ebenaceae. Gene Ontology annotation, cellular component: nucleus. The record is from RefSeq and is a predicted model, not a curated record. The transcript is spliced from 7 exons. Gene Ontology annotation, molecular function: sequence-specific DNA binding; DNA-binding transcription factor activity; calmodulin binding. The coding region runs from base 294 to 2114 and encodes 606 amino acids.
AUGACUACAACGCGGUUUCAACGUUCAUGAAUUGAAAAUUGUAAAAUGCACACUCAACCCAGCUGUCGCCCCAUUGCACAAGCCAUUAUGUUGUUGUUUUCAGAUCUAUAUAUCCCCAAGUUCACCCAAAGAUCCUCCUUUUUUACCCUUCGAUCUUAAUAUCCCUACUGCGACUGAUUUGCUUCGUUAUUUGGAUGUUUCUUUUGUGGGUUUGUGGAAUUUAAUGCGAUUAUUUGGUUCUCUACUGAAUCUGGGAAGUUUGUGUGAAUUUGGGGAAGUGGAUCAGCUUUUUCAUGGAAAGUUCAAGAGGCAUGAGAGUGGAGAAGAGAGUGUUCGAAGAAAGUGUGGAGGAUCAAGAUGGCGGGAUGCCUCAGUUGAAGAGGCCAAGACUGCCGAGUUUGACUAGUGUAAUUGUGGAAGCUUUGAAGGUGGACAGCCUGCAAAGACUUUGCUCGUCUAUCGAACCUCUUUUCCGGAAAAUUGUAAGUGAAGAAGUGGAACGUGCUUUAACGAAAUCAGGCCAUGCAAAGCUGGCUAGCAGGUCUUCACCACCAAGAAUACAAGGUCCAGAAGGAAAAAGAUUGCAACUUCAUCUCAAAACAAGGAUGCCACCUCAUCUGUUCACGGGUGGAAAGGUAGAGGGAGAACAAGGAGCAGCCAUUCAUGUCAUCCUGCUAGAUGCAAGUACUGGCAAUUUAGUGCAAAUGGGACCAGAAUCAUCGGCCAAACUGAAUGUCGUGGUUCUUGAUGGUGACUUUAAUGAGGAAGCUGAUGAUGAUUGGAGCAAAGAGCAUUUUGAAAGCCAUGAAGUAAGGGAGCGUGAGGGGAAAGGGCCACUUCUGACGGGGGAUCUGCAGUUAAGUCUUAAGGAAGGAGUGGGAACUUUAGGAGAAGUUACUUUCACUGACAACUCAAGCUGGAUAAGGAGCAGAAAGUUUAGGCUUGGUGUCAAGGUUGCUCCUGGAUACUGUGAUGGAGUUCGUGUUCGUGAGGCUAAAACAGAGUCUUUUGCAGUUAAAGAUCAUAGGGGCGAAUUAUACAAGAAACAUUAUCCACCUGCUUUGCAUGAUGAAGUUUGGAGAUUGGAUAGAAUAGCCAAAGAUGGGGCACUGCAUAAAAAGUUGGUAAAGUCUGGAGUCAUAACCGUUGAAGAUUUCCUCAGGGUUCUUGUUCGGGAUCAACAGAGAUUGAGAAAUAUUCUUGGAAGUGGCAUGUCAAAUAGGAUGUGGGAGAACACAGUAGAGCAUGCCAAGACGUGUGUUUUGGGCAGCAAAUUGUACAUUUACUUCGCAGAUGCAAGUAAUAGCAUGGGUGCUGUCUUCAACGACAUCUGUGAGCUUAGAGGCCUUAUUGCCGAUGGGCAGUUCUUCCCAUUGGAAUCCCUUACACACAACCAAAAGAUUUCAGUGGAUUCUUUGGUGAAGAGGGCAUAUGAUAAUUGGCAUCAAGUUUUGGAAUAUGAUGGCAAUUUCUUAACCUCCCUAUCUAUGGAAAAGAGUGGAACAAGGGACCCAGCUGAGGCCAUCUCUGAUCGUGGCAAUGCCACAGUUGUGAAGAACAAGCAGCAGUAUAUCUCCUCGGAGCCAAGUUCAGAACCCCAAACAAAUAACCACCUUUUAAACUCUCAGUUGAUUGAGUUCCCAUUUAUAAGGUCUGAUUCAAUGGGAGACCUGAUGUUGAAUCCCCCACAAGCUGCAUUACUUGGCACAAUGGGCUAUGGAUCAGCUGCAAUGCCAGCAUCAGGUGGCUCUUAUGUUCCAGCAGAAUGGUCGAGGCCGAGGGAUGGACCGGGAUUUGAAGACUUCUCUGAGGAAAUCCGGUUGAGAAGUUCAGAGAUGUUGGAGAGUGAUGACAUGCAAAGACUGUUGAAGACGUACAACAGGGGGGUUGGUGUUGGAAUGGGACCUGCAUUUGGCGACUCUAGUGAAGCUUCCUACUCUUACAAUGCCCCGCUCGAGCAUCAGCUGGAUGGAUCAUACGGGCAGGUUGGAAGAAGUUCAGGAAGGGCUGUUGUGGGAUGGCUCAAGCUGAAAGCCGCUCUGAGAUGGGGUAUAUUCAUCAGGAAGAGAGCUGCAGAAAGAAGAGCUCGGCUUGUUGAACUCGACUUCGACUAAAUCAGUCACUUUGAUCUUUGUGGUAUAUUUCUGAAUGAUGUGUUCAUGGUGUUUUUAUAGAAAUAUGGAAAAGCCAAAACUGGGGAAUGCCCAUUUUUUACACAAGAGAUCUUUAAUCUUCAUCUUCUUUUCCUAUGCCUGUUUCUUGACAAUCAAAGGGCUACUUGUAUCCAAAUCCAAAGGGCCUGAGGGCUUUGUUUUCCUUUC